UCUUUUUCUUUUCUCAAUUGCAUUACAAGUUCUCGGUUUUAUUUUGUGUGCCAACCAUGGCCAUGUGCCAACACUGAAGGGGAAAUUCCUCAAUUGCAAGUCUCUAUAAUUUUGUCCGUCUUUGUUAUUGUAUUCUCGAACGCUGACCUAUCAAACUGCAAGAAAACAGCUAACGCUCUUUACACCUCAAAUAACUUACUUUUUUAACUUCGUAUGGUAAAUAUUUUUAUAAUUAAUUUGAUGAUCGUUCAUGCCUUCGCAUAACUAAUUGUGUUCCCAUGAUAACCAGACACGUCAAUGACCUAAUUUGGUGUUAUUAAGAAUUUGGCGGUAUAUAAAGGCUCCCUAGCCUUCGUUCAGCCCCUUGUGACCGCCAAACCAUCACCAACUUACAGUUUCGAAUGACUGAUAGACUACGACAGAUUUACAGAGCUGUUUUGAUUCAGAUUUCUCGCGAUCUGGACAAAGAACAGUGUAAAGAACUUCAAUUUCUCUGUACUGAGCUAGUUCCAAGACGAAAUGAAGGAGUUCUGAGCCUUUUCCGUUCCUUAGAGGAAGCUGCGAAGAUGUCUUGGGUCGACGUUACCUUCCUGGAGGAAUGUAUGCACGAUAUUGGGAGAGAAGAUCUAGUUGUUAGACUGACUACUUUUCAAAGAAAAAGAGACCUUUCCAUUCUUCUCAAUUUCUAUGUAAAGAAGAGAAAUGGAUUGCAUCCCUUUGACCAGUCAUCGGCGUCGAACGCGGCCGAGUAUCUCGUUCAACUCAUGGAGGGUUUUCAAGGCAGACUAGAUGUUAGAGGAAUGCUCAGAAGCUCGGGCAAGAAUCCGAAAGAUCUCUGGCUACAUUUUGUAAAGGAAUGUAGUCCUCCGCAAAGCAUGACGUGGGGUAAACUUUCUAUGCUAGUCGCAAUUGCCGGGGAAAUAAUUGCCGUAUCUUCAUCCUUCUCCGAAAAAAUACCAGGAGAACAGGAUGAAGCCAUGAAGAUGUGCAUAGCAUUGGCAGAUGAACUUUGCCAUCCCAUGCUUCAGCUUGGAACCUGGAACGACUUCUGUGCAUAUGUGAAGAAAAAACACAAUCAGGUGUUUCGUGGACAAGACAUUGGACGCAGCCCUAACUUGUCUUGGGAAAGACAAAUAGCCAACACAGUCAAAGAGCUAGAGAAGGCCAUCUUUUCCCAGUAGAGGUAUUCUCUUGACUAGGGGCCUCUUAACCAAGCUUUUUUCAAUUUAAAUAAGGCAACAACUAGGUUCAGCAAAGGCCUAAUAUGUUUGCAUCUCGUAUCAAUUUAAAGAUGGCAACUACUAGGUUCAGUAAAGGCCUAAUGUGUUUGCAUUUCAUAUCAAUUUAAAUAAGGCAACUACUAGGUUCAGUAAAGGCCUAUGUUUGCAUUUCGUAUCAAUUUAAAGAAGGCAACUA
This is a messenger RNA of Orbicella faveolata, 1416 nucleotides long. RefSeq lists its product as uncharacterized. Gene Ontology annotation, biological process: regulation of apoptotic process. Gene Ontology annotation, molecular function: protein binding. NCBI's taxonomy places the organism in Eukaryota, Metazoa, Cnidaria, Anthozoa, Scleractinia, Merulinidae. The record is from RefSeq and is a predicted model, not a curated record.